Culex quinquefasciatus (southern house mosquito) is the source of this 1808-nucleotide messenger RNA. RefSeq names its product GDP-fucose protein O-fucosyltransferase 2. Gene Ontology annotation, biological process: protein O-linked glycosylation via fucose. Bases 190 to 1575 code for a protein of 461 amino acids. The record is from RefSeq and is a predicted model, not a curated record. The transcript has 2 exons. Gene Ontology annotation, molecular function: peptide-O-fucosyltransferase activity. Lineage: Eukaryota; Metazoa; Arthropoda; Insecta; Diptera; Culicidae.
AUCAGUGCAAAAUGUAAACAUCCCAGAUUUGCUCUGGCCCACCCUCCCAGCUAGACCUCAGCUCAUCAGCGUGGAUCAAUAAACAAAAAUCUACCGGCGCGAGAAAAUCGAUACCAACCCUCCCAGGCGAGAAGACCUGGCCGUGCCAAACCUAGUUUUAAGCGCUUUUGUGGUAAUCAGACAAUCAAAAUGAAGUCGAAGUGGCCACUGGUUGCACUGGUGUGUCUGUUCCUAAGGACCGAGGCCAUCGACUAUCGAAGUUGGAGCUGCGAACCGUACGAGUUCUUCCUUGACUUCUAUCGAUGCUGUAGCGAAUCUAAACUAUCCGAAAGAUCUGAACCGAGUUGGACGCCCACGACCUAUGUUUUGUACGAGGUUAACCCUUCGGAGGGAUUCAACCUGCGACGGGACGUGUACAUCCGAAUGGCGGUCUUCAUGCGAGGACUUCGCCGGAUGCCCGGCUGGGAAAACACCAAACUGGUGUUGCCACCAUGGUCGGAGCUGCAUCACUGGAGGUCAAACACGAUAAACCAGCGCAAUUUGACGUGGGGACACUUUUUCGAUUUGGAAUCGAUGCGAAAGUUCACCGAGGUCAUUGAGGCGGAACAGUUUUUUCGGGAGUUUGAGCGAUGGUCGACCGGGAAUGGUCGUCACGAGGCUAGGAAACCGGUCUCGAUUAACGAGUACUACCGGUUGACCCACUUUGACGACAUGUUUGAAAACGGAGUUUUUGUGGAUAAGUUCGAGCAGACGCCUUGCACAAAGGCACUGACCAAAGACGCGCCGGGAUUCAUGCGACUGCACGCCACUUUUGAGAUUGACGAUUUCUACUGCGUCCGAUUCCAGGGUGCGGCCACGCUACUCUAUUCAAUGUUCAAAAAGUUUGGCCCUGAGAGGCAGCCCGAAAUCCGGACGAUCUUCGUCGGGAACGCGGAAGUGGUACUUCACGACCACUGGGGCAACGUGGACUACUGGGAAGCUCGGAGGUCGAUGCGGUUCAGCAAAACCCUCGUCAGCAUAGCGGACGAGUUCCGGCUGCACAACUUCAACUCCAGCAACGAGCGAGACCGAGUGCAGCGGCCGACGUCCUGGACGGACGAAAGACCGUACCGAAAGGCAAAGGGCGGUGACUUCCUGUGCGCCCAUCUGCGCCGUGCCGACUUCCUGUACGGCCGGGACAAAACCACCCCAACCCUGCACUCGGCCGCAGCUCAAAUCAAAAAGAAACUCCUCGAGCUGGGUCUGCGCAAGGUGUACAUCUCGUCCGACUGCCCCGGCAUGGAGUUCAACGAUCUGAAAAACUACCUCCGCCGCUUCAAAGUGGUCCGCUUCACGCCGGAAAGCCGCGCCCAGAUGGACCAGCUGAAGGACGGCGGAGUGGCCAUCAUCGAUCAGAUCAUCUGCUCCCAGGCGCGGUACUUCAUCGGGACGUACGAAUCCACCUUUACCUAUCGGAUAUACGAGGAGCGCGAAAUACUGGGCUUCCCGCGGGAUCUCACCUUUAACACGUUCUGCAAGCACGAGGAAGCGACCAACUGCGAGAAGAACGCCGUGUGGCCAAUUCAGUACGAGUGAGGAGACCAGGUCGAGCAGGGACAAUCAGUUGGGACCACGCAAUCAUCGCCACCGGGCUUUUCAGCAGUUUAGAGUAGUUGUAGCAUGUUUAAACCCUUUUAAUUCCAGCCAGUUAUGUUCUUUUACAGUAUAUUCGUAAGUGUACUAUUAAGCGUCAUGUGUAGUAAUACUCAGCCAUGUUCCGAGCAAAUCGUGUCAUAUUAACAUUAAAUAUAAUAUAUUUAAAAAUAAAA